AUGAUCAGUCUCAUCACACAUCUCAUCGUCAACCAUUCAUAUCCCAGCACCCACACGCCGUCGAAGAAGCCGCGACACGAAACUGCCGCCGUCGCCGCCCUACCCGCGAUAACCUCUUCCCCCCCCACCAAAACCGACAUGAUCAAAUACCAAUACCAGCCUCACCCAUCUCAUCGUCAAGCACCCCACUUAGCGCCGGCACCACCCCCCUCCCCAUCAUCACCACCCACUCCUCCAGCUUCCCCAUCUCUGCGCCCAGCUCUCCCGACCCCCCCCCAAAAGGGGCCAUCACCCCAUGACCGCGUGCGACUCACCUGA
Molecule: messenger RNA, 318 nt
Organism: Pseudogymnoascus destructans
Lineage: Eukaryota; Fungi; Ascomycota; Leotiomycetes; Thelebolales; Thelebolaceae
Exons: 1
Coding region: 1-318 (105 amino acids)
Source: RefSeq, a predicted model, not a curated record